This is a messenger RNA of Phaeodactylum tricornutum CCAP 1055/1, 4545 nucleotides long. RefSeq lists its product with no specific name. The coding region runs from base 1 to 4179 and encodes 1392 amino acids. NCBI's taxonomy places the organism in Eukaryota, Bacillariophyta, Bacillariophyceae, Surirellales, Neidiaceae. The transcript has 4 exons. Gene Ontology annotation, cellular component: plasma membrane. Gene Ontology annotation, molecular function: calcium-activated cation channel activity. The record is from RefSeq and is a predicted model, not a curated record.
AUGUGCGCGUUUGUCUCUAUUUGUGUCAAAAGAGCUGACAAUAUAUUGACUGCGACAGCAAGCUCCUGCUCGAGACACUUUGGCGUGCCACAGGCUCUCAAUCGUUGGCGACCUACACAAUCGACCGUUCAAGGUAACAAGGACGACGCUUUCCCUGCUCAAUUUUCGCACUCACUGUCAACGAUCUCCGUAACCGCUCCGCCGGUGGCAGCGAAUCACAAACCUCGUGGAGCUCCUUUUCAUUGCCUCGCUUAUCACAGACACAAUCAAUCCACGUUGGUCGCGAAAGUGGAUAGAUACCUUUCCUCGUUUCACUUGUUCAUCAUGACAACAUUGGAAACUAUUGGCUUUACAGUUGCCGGUGGUGCCGUGAUGCUUGUCACUUCAAUGGGGCUGUUUGGAUUGGCUGUACGUGUUCGGCAUCCUUUUAUUGCGCCGCGCGCCACAGCAAGGCCCCGCGAUGUCAUUCACAAUCCCCGCCCCAAACACAAGAGCCAAAACCGAGGGAACGCUUUCUUUGGAUGGAUUGGCUGGACACUCGGUUUGAGCUACGAUACCAUGCUACGCGGAGUACCCGGGACUGGUACAAGAGGAAAUGGCAUGUCGGGGAGCAUGUUACGUGUCAAUCUAGAUGGUAUUGUGCUACUGCGCUUUCACGCAUUGUGUCUGCGACUCACCGCGUUGGCAACCGUUCUACUUGUCUUGUUUAUACUUCCCUUGUACCUGUCGGCGCAAUGCUAUCGAAUAGAUCCGGAGGAAGCUUUGGGCCAAGCCGAAUGUGCCAGUACGGUGUACAAUCUGACCAAUUAUGAACAAACAACAAUUGCAAACGUUCCUUCUCUUUCAGGAUCUCGCUUUUGGUCAACCAUUGUUCAUCCGGAUCACAGCGGUGUCUUGUUACGACUCUACGCUGUCGUCAUUGUCUUCCUCAUUAUGACGGGAUAUUUGCUACAUCUCCUCUAUCAGGAGUGGAUUCACGUGUUGGCGUUGCGGCGUGUAUACUAUCUUGAGUAUGACGUUUGGGGUGAACGCAGGGAAGAACUUAAGCAAACUCUCUUGUUUGAUGAGAUUUCCAAGCAAAAACGGAAAAACAUGAAGCGCUUUACGUUUAGCGAGCCCGACGAGUUAACGGAAGAAUCUCGCCGCAAUCAUUUUGAGACUGCUGAAAAGCACUUAACGGUCCGUGAUCCGUGGAUUCCGCACCCCGAGCAGCGCGACACAGUUCCGAAUGUGUCGCUAUAUUCCGUGCUAGUAGGUGGGCUCCCUUCGUUGCCUGAUUACGCUGCUGAUACCAUUGAUACGGAAGCAACUAUCAGCUUUUCGAGGCGGGAAAGUAUGGAUUGGCAGCUUUCGUUGACAAGUACCUUCUUUGACCAUUGCGUCCCGAAUCAACCGGGAUUUAGUUCCUCUGUGGCGGCCGUCACAAUUAUUCCAGGGGCGAAAGACUUGUCUUUGGCUUGGAAGAAAUGGUACCAAGCUGCGGGCAAAUUGCGUCGAUUGAAAUUUAUACGAAAUCAAAUUGCCGAGCGUCGGCAUUACGACAUUCAAGUCGGAGAUGAGGAAGAAGGGCUGGCCAAAAAUGGACGAAUUUCAUCAGUUCGAUUCAACCUGAGCCCUGGCGGACAAUCGGCUGAUGAAGAAGGCGACGAAACGCCGCGGGAGAUAUAUGCUGAAGAGGGCAAGAAUCACGAUUAUUAUCGCGAGGUGCUUGGAUCACUAGUGGAACAAGAGGUGGAAUCGCACAUUUUUGAAGCGAUGCACUUUGGACCGGAACAGACGGCUGUAUAUAGUCGAGAGUUUGCUCAAUCGGCGGCUCCGUGUUGCCCAAAUGGUUGCUUCGAAGGUCGAAUCCGGAAUGCUAGCAUAGAUGACUUACUCGAAAUGGAACGAUACGCUGCAUCUCAACUGCACAAAGCCAAUCUAGAGCUUCGCGAAGCUCGAAGCAGGGCUACUCGUGCCCACGCAGAAUUCCCUAUAGAAGACGCUGCGGAACUUGAACCUGUUGGUUCAGUAAAUCCUAUUCUUCCAGAUAGUCUGCCGCCUUCGGAAAGGAGCAAACUGCGGCGCAAUGUUAGUCUGGAGAAAGCUAAAAUGCCGAGCGAUUUACAUCUGGAAUCUGAGUUGUAUCAAAAGACGGCGGUAUCCUUUGGAAGCGCUGACGGAAAAACUCGACUACGACCGAAACCCAUCGUGGCUAAGGCGCAACCUUCAAGUGAACUUAAGGCGGAUUAUGAAUUGCGCACAAAACGAAAAACUACGGAAAGGGAAGACGGGUCACCUCGCAACUCAAAGCCACCGCCGAUGAAGUCGAUACAUGAGGUUCCAAAUGAUUCUAAUGUACAUCCUUGCAGAACCGACUGGAAAUCCCGGCCGCAUGAUUUGGUGGAUCAGAUGACUUUUGGACACAACGAAUUAAAGGGAAGAACAUCGGCCCAAGUGGCCCCAUGGGCAAAGGUUCAAUCCAUUGUGUCAGAAAUGAGAAGUAGCUCUAGCGAAGGGAGCGGUCGUAAUAGGCACGUACGGGGCAACCGGAUGCCUUCCGGAGUUUGGGAGUGGCCUACGUUUCUCAGCUUAUUUGGUCAGACAAAGGAAAAGGCCAGUACAAUUACCACUUGGGCAAAGAAGCAGUCUGCCGCCGCCAUCGAUGAUAUAUCUCGUGAAUCAACGUAUGCAGUAAUCACGUUUACGUCUCGUCAAGCUGCGGUUGCCGCGCGCCAAUGUCUGGCCGAUGGUCGUGCAGCUGAUCGAUGGGUGAGCUUGGCAAGCAUUCCAAUUCCUCCCUUGGCAGAUGCCGCGUCAUGUGAUUUGUUGGUGUGCCGAAACUGUUGUCGUCCUGUCACACUAAGCAUCAACGACCGACAAAAGAAUGUCCGAAAUUACGCAGCACUGGCAAUGUUGGCUGCAAUUUAUUCGCUCUACACAAUUCCUUUGACCCUUGCUUCGACUUUACUAGAUCCAAGUAAUCUCCAAGAAGUUUUUCCGAUUCUUGCCGAGUGGUCUGACCGUGACAAAUUUGGAGUAACAAAGCUUAUUUCCGGUUUGCUGUCUGCUUUGAUAUGGACGACAUUUUUCGCCUUAUGUCCGAUUAUGUUCAAAUCCAUUGCCAACUUUGGUUCAAAAGCUACAAGUGUAGCUCAGGCGGAAUUCAAAGCCCUCCAGUAUUUUUGGUGGUUUAUGGUAUUGACGGCGUUCACUGGGCAACUUUUGGCGCAGAUGGUGCUUUACGGUUUCAACGAUGGCCUUCAAUUUGGUACUGAAUUUACUAGCAUUCUACGUGCCGUCGCGUUGUCCAUUCCUUCAGGACUUUCAGCAAGUUGGCUGAACUGGAUCAUCGUUCGUUGCAUGAUCAUCCUACCUCUGAAUUACUUGCUUCAAGUCAACACUUUCCUUUUUCACUACUUCGGUAUGCCAUGUUGCGCUAGGGUUGUUCGAGGAGGAGGUCCCGGAGGGCCGACGCCCUACAGGAUAUAUGUGGACUCUGGAGUUGUAUUGAUGUGCACUCUUGCUCUAGCUCCAGCAUCACCUCUUGUGGCGCCUGCAUGCUUUUUCUAUUUUCUAUUUUGUCAGCCGGUGCUUCGCCGCAAUGCUCUCUUUAUGUAUCGUCCGAAAUACGACGGCGGCGGAUUACGCUUUCCGUUCAUAUUCGACAUGGCGAUAUCUGCGUUAGUAGUCGGCCAGGUACUUCUGUGUACAAGCAUGGCUCUCAAGCAGGCGCUUGGUCCAGCAAUUCUCGCUGCCGUCCCGAUUGUUCCAACGAUUUUGUUUUCGCGUAAUACGAAAAAGAAGUUUUUGAGGGCUUAUCAGGAUGCUGCCCUGCUUCAAACUUCAUUACUGGAUGGAUGGAACACUGCAGAGGAAACAUCAGAGAAGGAGCGACAGGAAUUUCGAAAGUUUCUAGUUGAUGCACACAAGGCGGCCUAUGUUCCAGUUUGUAUAGCAGGCGCAGAGGAUGAGGACAGCUUCUUGACCGCAGAACCGGCCGUAGUAGUACCAUUAGAGUCAGAGCUUGCCGACGCUGGGGCUUUGGAAUUUGUUGAGGAGGCUUUAAACGCCACACCUUCACAAUCGCACGAAUCUGAAAACUCGCCUGCAGUUCAGGUGCAAGAGAAUCGACCAAAAUUGGAUCGCCGCGCGUCGCAACAUGGUGCAACUUUGCGCAGAGCUCAGAUGAAAGGUUGAUGACACAUUCAGAUGAUAGGAUCCCCCCUUCGGAAGAGAUGGAAGUGCCUUCAUCCAUUCGUCGAAACCGACAGCAGAAGUUUCAGGAACAGCAGAAUAAAGGAGAUUAAGAACAGUUUUACAUAGUGUAACAAAUCCUCUAGCGCUGUACAUUAUUCAGAACCUUGCACGACUUCCGAAAAGCUCGAUUGCCGGAUUUUGACGAGGUUAAGCUGGCCCCACUCAUCCACAAAAGUCUCGUCUAAGAUAUCACCCGGUUUAAUUUUUUGGAAAAUAUCCAUUCCUUCCGUAAUGUAGCCAAAUGGAGCGUAUUCACCGUCUAGAAGGCUGCGCUUGUCGUCAAUCACACUGUCGGCCUGCAAUGCG